Molecule: messenger RNA, 873 nt
Organism: Akanthomyces muscarius
Lineage: Eukaryota; Fungi; Ascomycota; Sordariomycetes; Hypocreales; Cordycipitaceae
Exons: 2
Coding region: 1-873 (290 amino acids)
Source: RefSeq, a predicted model, not a curated record
AUGUCGGACCGCGUGGCGCAAAUCACCAACCACCUCAACUACCCCAAGGGCCUCCUCGCCGGGCAGGUCGCCAUCGUCACCGGCAGCGGCCAGGGCAUCGGCGCCGAAACUGCGCGUCUCUUUGCCAAUGAAGGCGCCAAGGUCGUCGUGACCGACAUUGACGCCAAAAAGAGCGCCGCCGUGGCUGACGACAUCAAAAAGGCCGGCGGCCAGGCCAUCAGCGUCCCCGGCGACGUCCUCGACAAGACCUACAUCCAGCUGCUCGUCGACAAGGCCGCCGAGUUUGGCGGCGGCAAGAUCCACAUCAUCGUCAACAACGCCGGCUACACCUGGGACGGCGUCAUCCACAAGAUGACGGACCAGCAGUGGGAGACGAUCCUCGCGCUGCACGCCACCGCGCCCUUCAACCUCGUCCGCGCCGCCGCGCCCUACUUUCGCGUCAAGGACGGCGAGCCCCGCUGCAUCGUCAACAUCUCCUCCACGUCGGGCGUGCACGGCAACGCCGGCCAGAUCAACUACGCCCUCGCCAAGGCCGGCGUCACGGGCUUCACCAAGACGAUUGCCAAGGAAUGGGGCCCGCAGUUUGGCGUGCGCGCCAACGCCGUCGCCUUUGGCCACAUUGCGACGCGGCUGACGGCCGCCAAGGAGGAGGGCGCCUUUGUCGAGGGCCCCGACGGCAAGAAGAUUGCGCUGGGCAUCCCGCAGGCGCAAAAGGGCACCGGGUCGGGCGCUGCGCCGGCCAAGAGCGACAUCCCCCUCGGCAGGCCGGGGACGGCGACCGAGGCGGCGGCCAGCAUCCUGGCAGUGGCGAGCCCGUUGUUUUCCUACGUGACUGGCCAGACCAUCAUGGUGACGGGCGGCCGCAACAUGUAG